Messenger RNA from Malus domestica (apple), 1447 nucleotides. Its product is annotated as organelle RRM domain-containing protein 1, chloroplastic. Gene Ontology annotation, biological process: mitochondrial mRNA modification; cytidine to uridine editing. The record is from RefSeq and is a predicted model, not a curated record. NCBI's taxonomy places the organism in Eukaryota, Viridiplantae, Streptophyta, Magnoliopsida, Rosales, Rosaceae. Gene Ontology annotation, molecular function: RNA binding. Gene Ontology annotation, cellular component: mitochondrion.
AUAAAACAUUUUCCAUGGCAGGCAGCUAGGCAACUAUGGAGUCUCUCUGUCCCCCCGCAGGAGUUAUCGCAUCCACAAGAUUGUCAUUCAAACCUCCCAAAACCCAGUCUCAGACCCCGACUCCCAACCUCCGAUUCCCCUUCUCACCAACCCUCAACAACCCCUUUAAUUUCUCUUCAUUUUCCUUCACUUCUUGCCCUUGUUUCUCCGUUAAAACAUCAUGUGCUGCUUCAACUUCAGCGACAGCAUCGCCUUCCACUUCUCUUCCUUCGUCUUCCGCUUCCAGCGACAACCGCCAUUGGGUGGUGCUCAUGGAGGCUCCUCCGCAAGGGGCGGCGAUUUCCAGACAGCUAGUUAUUGAAUACUAUGUCGAAACCCUUCGAACCGUUUUGGGCAAUGAGAAGGAUGCUCAAAUGUGUAUAUAUGAUGCUGCUUGGGAUACCCAUUUCGGGUUUUGUUGUGAUAUUGACGAAGAAACUUCCUGCAAGCUCGCACGUUUACCGGGGGUUUUGUUGGUUAAGCCUGACCCGGAUUAUGUUUCUCAAAAGAAGGAUUAUAGUCCCCCAAAUGUUAAGUCAAGUAAUAUGUCGUCCUCUCGAAGUGGAAGUGCUUUGUUGUUUCCUCUUUUGAAUACAAAAAGGUGGCUUGUUAGAAUGGAUAAACCCAGCAUUGGGGUUGUUACAAAGGCACAAAUGGUGGAUUAUUAUGCUCAAAUACUAACAAAGGUCUUGGGGAAUGAGAAGGAUGCACAAAUGUGUAUUUAUCAUGUUUCCUGGCAAUCUAACUUUGGGUUCUGUUGUGAACUUGAUGAAGAGUGUGCACAGGAAGUUGCUGGUGUUCCUGGGGUUUUAUCUGUUGAGCCUGACAAGAAUUGGGAGUCGGAGAAUAAAGAUUAUGGAGGUAGUUAUUUACAGAAUUCUACCAAUCUCUCAACUUCUGGAGCGACAAGUGAAACAGCCCCCACAAAAACAAAGAAACUGUUUGUGACUGGCCUAUCGUUUUAUACAUCCGAGAAAACCCUCCGUGCUGCAUUUGAAGGCUAUGGAGAGCUUGUUGAAGUUAAAAUAAUAAUGGACAAAAUUUCUAAAAGGUCCAAAGGUUAUGCAUUCAUAGAAUACACCACUGAGGAAGCUGCUAGUGUAGCUCUCAAAGAGAUGAAUGGCAAGAUCAUAAAUGGCUGGAUGAUAGUCGUUGACGUUGCCAAGACCAGCCCUCCAAGAUACAGUAGCAGGGGCCAGACCAGACCAGCAGCAACCAGAUGAAAGAGAGAGGAAGUUAUAGAGAGAUUUGCCACCGAGAAAUGAAUUACUCUGUACUACAGUGAAUUCCUUUAACCUUUGAUACUUGAUAGUAACCAUUUUACAUUUCAAAAGAAAUAGAUUGAAUUAUUAUAGGGAUUAAAUUGAGUUCUUAAUGGAUUGUUGAGUAAAAGUGGUUUAAGGGUGGU